Messenger RNA from Cryptomeria japonica (Japanese cedar), 1224 nucleotides. RefSeq names its product receptor kinase-like protein Xa21. Lineage: Eukaryota; Viridiplantae; Streptophyta; Pinopsida; Cupressales; Cupressaceae. Bases 1 to 1224 code for a protein of 407 amino acids. The record is from RefSeq and is a predicted model, not a curated record. Gene Ontology annotation, biological process: protein phosphorylation. The transcript has 2 exons. Gene Ontology annotation, molecular function: protein kinase activity; ATP binding.
AUGAAAAAUCUUGGCCUUUGUGGUGGAUGGAUAAACUUGCCACCAUGCUCUCAUUCCAAUCGCAAACACCCAGUAGUCUCCAAAAAGGUAACAAUUCCUGUUGUAGUCGGCAUUGCAAUAUUGAUCAUGUCUCUUCUAUUGGUAGUAUAUUCCUAUAGAUCAUGUAGACAUUCUAGUGCCCCUGCUCUCAAAGUAUGGCCUCCAAAAAUAUCAUAUGAAGAACUUGUAAAUGCAACUGGUGGGUUCAAUGAUGAAAAUCUUUUAGGAAUGGGUAGUUUUGGGUCUGUUUAUAAAGGGAUUCUAAAGAAUGGAACAAAUAUUGCUGUUAAAGUUCUCAAGUUGCAAGAUGAACAUGUUCACCAAAGUUUCAGUAGAGAAUGCAAUGCAUUAAAGAGAGUUCGACAUCGGAAUGUAAUUAAAAUCAUUUCAGCAUGCUCCAACCUUGAUUUUAAGGCCUUAAUUCUUCCAUUCAUGUCAAAUGGAAGUUUAGAGAAAUGGCUAUACCCUCCUGAAGGGGGUAGAUGCAGAUUAAAUUUGAGUGAUCGAAUAAGGAUAGCAAUGGAGAUAGCACAAGGAAUGGCAUACCUCCACCAUUAUUGCUUUGUUCAAGUGAUUCACUGUGAUCUCAAGCCCAAUAAUGUUCUAUUAGGAGAUGACAUGACUUCAUACAUAGCAGAUUUUAGCAUUUCCAAUAUUAUUUUUGAAAAAUCCAUGAAUUCUUUGACUUCUACAGAUGCACUUAAAGGAUAUGUUGGCUACAUUGCACCGGAGUAUGGAAUGGGUGGAAAUCUUACUACGAAAGGAGAUGUGUACAGUUAUGGAAUUUUGAUUUUAGAGUUGUUGACAAGGAAGAGACCAACAGAGGAUAUAUUCGGUGAAGGAAUGAAUCUACAAAAAUGGAUAGAAAUGCAUUUUCCUAAUAGAAUCUCAGAUGUGGUGGAUAAUUCUCUACUAAUAGAUGCUCAUGAAUCAGAGACAUCAAUGGUAAUGGAAUGCCUUACUCAAUUUAUACAAAUUGGGUUGUUUUGCACAAGGGAGUCACCUCAAGAGCGACCUGAUAUGACUAAGAUAAUUGAUAGAUUAAAUACAAUUAGAGGUGUAUUUCUUGGUACCCCUAAAACUCCUCAAUUACCAAUAGAUAUUGCACCUUUUAUUGAUAAUGAAAGAAAUAUGAAAAUGCCUGAGAGGGAAAAUAGAGGAAGUUCGUCUAUAUCUACAUCCUAA